Molecule: messenger RNA, 304 nt
Organism: Aspergillus versicolor CBS 583.65
Lineage: Eukaryota; Fungi; Ascomycota; Eurotiomycetes; Eurotiales; Aspergillaceae
Exons: 1
Coding region: 38-301 (87 amino acids)
Source: RefSeq, a predicted model, not a curated record
UGGGGUUCUGGGUGGUAUCCAACGCGUUGACAUUCGGAUGUUUGCCUGGAGGUACACUUCCAAACAGCUCACUGACAUUACAAAAGACAUGCUCGCUGUGGCUGUUAUCAUCUCUGCCGUGGACCCGGAGCAGGUCACGUCUUUUGCUAUUCGAUCCUUGGUCCAGGAGCAGUACGGCCUACUUCCAGCGGCAGAGCAACAGAAGAUUUUGAAGACAAUCUUAGAUGCGAAAAAGGAAGCACAGGAUACAGGUGAAUACGCCGAUCCCAUAUUAGACCUCAACUUUGUCCAUUUAGAAUGAAAU